AUGCAACCCCCUGCGCGAUGCGUAGCUAUCUUCGUUCUUCGUACUUCGACGUUCGGGUCCUACACAAACGUGAUCUCGUGCAACAUGGUUUCGUCUCCUAGCACCAACUUUUCGACAUCGUCUAAAUUGGAACUACACAUGGACGAUCCUGGGCGAUCCAUCGAUCUUCCCUUUGCAGGACAUUGUGCGAUCACACCGCAACUCUUCUCUCUUCUCGUACUCCUCGUUGCUUUCUCUCUUCCGCCUCAACCUCGCAAAAUGCCUGCACCACGCAUGGUUUACCCACAGCUCGCAUCUUCCAUCGCGUUGUAA
Molecule: messenger RNA, 312 nt
Organism: Fomitiporia mediterranea MF3/22
Lineage: Eukaryota; Fungi; Basidiomycota; Agaricomycetes; Hymenochaetales; Hymenochaetaceae
Exons: 3
Coding region: 1-312 (103 amino acids)
Source: RefSeq, a predicted model, not a curated record